Messenger RNA from Penaeus vannamei (Pacific white shrimp), 2129 nucleotides. Its product is annotated as fibroin heavy chain. NCBI's taxonomy places the organism in Eukaryota, Metazoa, Arthropoda, Malacostraca, Decapoda, Penaeidae. The record is from RefSeq and is a predicted model, not a curated record.
ACAGCUGCACAAACAUGAGGGUGACAAAGAUAUUGUUGUUUGUGGCCAUUGAGCUGGUGUCUGGGAAGCACAGAAGAGUUGCUUCCUCUUCAGACAUUCCUGCUGACGAUUUCCUGCUUCAAGGCAUAUCCAAAAGGGAAGUCAUGUCUCACAGGCAACUCCAUUCUGCUAACAGAAGAGAGGCCGAGGUCUAUACGGAAACCACAGCCAUUUCCAAAAGAGAGGUCAAACCAGAGGUCAUUGGCAACAAACCAGCAAGAUUUUCCAUCAUUCGCAAGAGAGAAGCAAGCCCUAGCUCUAUCAGAGACACAGAAGUUCAAACUUUCAGCAAGCGAGAAGCAGAGGCGAAGGCGGAGGCGGAACCAGAGGCAGCUGUCGGCGACUCAUUCGGGAUAGCAGGGACAACCGCUGCUCCAGGGUUCGGUCAUGGGUUCCACGCCGGGUCCGGCUUCGCGGCGCAGCCUACCGCCGCCGGCUUUGCAUUUAAUCAUGCAGGUGGACAUCCAACUGGUCAUGGCCUUGGUCAGGCUAUAGGGCUUACAACCGCUCAUGCAGGCGGACUGCAAGGCAUAGAGCAUGUAGCUAAUCAUGCAGCUGGUCUGGGUACUGGCCUGGCAUUAGGUCAUGUACAUGAUUUUUCUGGGCAAGCAGGUAGUUUUGGCCUUGGUGAUGCAGCUGUACAUGGGUUUGAGAAUGCUAACGGCCACUUACAUCAUAAUGGCCAUGGGAGUGGAAGGGCAAUUGAUCUUGGAUUUGUUCAAGAUGAUCACGCUGUGGACCAUGGCGCUGGCCAUUUCGCAGACCAUUCAGUGCCGCACUCAGCGGGGCAUGCUUUACAUCACGGCGGAAUUCAGCCUCAGCAUCAUGCAGCAGUACAUUCAGCACCCCUUGCCGUUACUGCAUUGCCUUUUGCAGCAAACCAUGGUGCAUUUCAGACAGUGCCACAUGCAACAAGUCAUACUCCUCACUCGGUAGGCCACGCAGUACCUCACUCUUCACCUUUCGCAGUUCCUCAUGCGGCAAGUCAUGCACAUGCUCCUGGAUCAGGCUUUGCAGUAAGUCACGUGGGAAGUCAUGGGAUACCCCAAGGUGUUGGGCGCUCGCCAGGCCAAACCCUUGGUCGGGACUUCAGCAGUACCUUGGGUCACAGGCUACUACCUGUUUCAGGCCAUCUUGGGUUUGGUACUACAGGAGGGCACGCUGCUGCUCUGACGCAUGGCGUGGGUCAACCUGUGGCUCUCGGUGGCGUUCAUGCGGGAUCACAUGAUGACGCUAGCGCAUUUGCACACGGCUUUGGCUCGGCGUUAGCUUUCGGUGAUCCUCACGCACUUGCGCACGAUUCCGGGUUUUCAUUUGGAAGCGGCCAGGCGCUGACGCAUGCUGGAGGACAUUCGCCAUCACUUGGGAGAGGCAAGGCUUUAACGCAUGCAGGGAGUCAUGUACUAUCACAUGGAAGUGGAAAGGCAUUGGCACAUUCCGGAGGGCACUCGCCUCUACAUGGAGGAAGGCCUGCUUUUUCGCACGGAAGUGCCUUGGGGCAAGCUGGCUUCCACGGACCAUCACAUGGAAGUGGCAAAGCCUUAACACAUGCUGGAAGUCAUGCCUUUUCACAUGGAAGUGGUAAGGCGUUGACGCAUGCUGGAGGGCACGCAUUUGGAAGCGGCCUUGCGUUUUCUCAUGGAAGCGGCAAGGCAUUAUCUCAUGGAGCUGGCCACCACGCCUUAACACAAGGUGAUGUGCAUGCAUUAGGCCAUGCUGAUAACCAUGCCUUUACGGAUGUUCACGCACUAGGCCAUGCUGACAACCAUGCCUUCAGUGAUGUGCAUGCACUAGAACAUGCUGAUAGCCAUGCUUUAACGCAUGGUGGUGCUCAUGCGUUGGGACUUGCUGGCAGCCAAGGUCUGACACAUGGUAGUCCUCAUGUUUUUGCUCAAGACCUAGGUCAUGGUUUAGCACACGACGCUAACCAUGGGUUUGUACAUGACACUGCGCAUCCACUGACGCACGGGUGAUGGUAUACUAUGAAUUUAAUUAUUUAAUCAUAUACCUCAUUGUAGUGUGCACGUGCUUGUGUGAAAUGUUUCCCCUGAUAUUACUUUGUAUAUAAACCUUUAUAACAAUAUAUUUAU